This is a messenger RNA of Diabrotica balteata, 801 nucleotides long. Lineage: Eukaryota; Metazoa; Arthropoda; Insecta; Coleoptera; Chrysomelidae. The record is from the annotation of a GenBank genome assembly.
AUGUCUUUCAAGCAAGAUUUAAAGCAGGUUCUUAAACCGUAUUAUAUAUUUAAUAUAUUAUUAAGUCUAUCCUAUGUAGCUUUGAAAAGAACACCAGGAGUAUGCAAUUAUUUAUUUGUCACAAGUGGUUGUGAAUUUGAGGGGAGAGAAACGGAAAUUUUAUUCUUUCUUAUUAUAGUUAUAGCAAUAAGGACUAGAAAAGCAGGCAGUGUUUCUAUGAUAAAUUAUUUGUCUUCUAGUUUCAUUUAUACCAAAGUGGCUAAUUUAAUUUUAUGGUUCAGUGCGGAUCUUUUUAUGGGAAUUGUCUAUGGAAUAGUGUUCAUUUUGGGAGCAUUGUUAUUUCCUGAGCCUACCUACGCAGGUCCUGACAAUGUGACAUACUUCAGAGGUGUUCAAGGACUGGAUGAAGAAUUGCAGAGAGACAAAAAGGUUACAUGGAUUGUUACCUUCUAUGCAGUUUGGAAUCCAGCCUGUGUGAACUUUGCACCAGUUUUUUCUAAACUUAGUACUAUAUAUAAUAUAGAAAAUCUGAAAUUUGGUAAAAUAGAUAUAGGGAGGUACCCAGAUGCUGGGCAGAAGUACCAUGUAAACGAUAGUAGCAUGAGCAAACAGUUACCUUCUGUAAUUUUAUUCCAAGACGGAAAAGAAGUAAUAAGGAGACCAAUGGCUGAUACUAAAGGGAAACUGAUCAAAUUCUCUUUUACUGAAGAAAAUGUUACUAAUGUAUUUGGUCUCAAAGGGUUGUAUGAGAACUGUAAAGAAGAAUUAAAGGUUAAACCUAAGAAGCAACAUUCAGCAUAA